CAUAGACUAAGACUAGACAGUGACACUGACAAUGACGUGACAGUUCUUACAACAAAAACAACAUGAAGCGAUGAGACAACAUUAUUUGCAAAAAUUCUGCCGUUAUAAUGGCUGGAGAUCCACUAUACGGGUGGGACCUAACAUUUAAGACUGUUGAAAAAGAUAUCAAAAAGAAAUCUGAUGUCCUUGUCGCAUUUAUUCAUUGGAAUCUGACAAAAAGAGGUUUUCGCACAAUUGGUAUUGGAGAUGAGCGCACAUUAACCGGCGAUGAAGAAAAAAGUGAACUGUUGCCAACAGGAUGGAAUGAUAAUGAGAACUACACUUUGAGAUACGUCUUAGAAGACAAGCUGUACAUCUUACAUGGACUCAACACUGACGGAAAUUUGAUCAUUAAUUUAAUGAGAUCUGAAGAUUUACAAGUGACAAACAUUGCUGUAAAAACUGAAGAUGUAGUAAAAGAACUCAGUGGACCAGUGAACAAGAUGAUGCCAGACCACAAGGAUUUGAUGUUUAACAUUAAAAGGGAUCUCAUUGAUACCAUUACAUCAAAAGCAACAACCUCAUCCGAAACUCAAACUACUACAACUAGAGUUGAAUCAAACAAUAGGAUGCCACCAGACGACCCACUGAGAAUCCCCAGGCCUCAACCCAAUGUUCAGCCUGACACUCAUCCAUGGGAUAUGCCUCCAUCUCCCCUCCGCAAUUUGGGCCGGUCUGAUUUGGAUCCCUUCGCACCUGGCGCUGGAGGGAUGUUGUUCAACCCCUUUGGACCCAAUAGACUGCCUGACGACCCCGGUAUGGGCAUCCCUGGAGGGUUACCCAGGGGUGCCGUGCCGCCCGGGGCCCGCUUCGACCCGUUCGGGCCCCCGGGCGCCGGCCCGCGCCCCGGCCGACGCGCGCCUCCGCCGGACGCUGACCAUCUCCCACCCCCAGGAUUUAAUGACCACAUGUUUAUGUAGCCAUUCAGAAUGGUCGUCAUUUAACUUGUAAUUUCGAAAGAAAUACAAUAAAGUUUAUAACUGUUCUAA
This is a messenger RNA of Plodia interpunctella (Indianmeal moth), 1028 nucleotides long. RefSeq names its product Proteasome inhibitor 31 kDa (gene PI31). The record is from RefSeq and is a predicted model, not a curated record. Gene Ontology annotation, biological process: proteasome-mediated ubiquitin-dependent protein catabolic process. Gene Ontology annotation, molecular function: endopeptidase inhibitor activity; proteasome binding. The coding region runs from base 108 to 959 and encodes 283 amino acids. The transcript is spliced from 7 exons. NCBI's taxonomy places the organism in Eukaryota, Metazoa, Arthropoda, Insecta, Lepidoptera, Pyralidae.